Asparagus officinalis (garden asparagus) is the source of this 1375-nucleotide messenger RNA. RefSeq names its product U4/U6.U5 small nuclear ribonucleoprotein 27 kDa protein. The transcript has 4 exons. The record is from RefSeq and is a predicted model, not a curated record. Gene Ontology annotation, biological process: RNA splicing. Gene Ontology annotation, cellular component: precatalytic spliceosome. The coding region runs from base 38 to 874 and encodes 278 amino acids. Lineage: Eukaryota; Viridiplantae; Streptophyta; Magnoliopsida; Asparagales; Asparagaceae.
UAUUUCCCUUCACCUUUUGCCCUCUCCCUCUCUAACAAUGUCAGAUCGAAGGAGAGAGAAGCUCCGAGACCGUGACCAUCGCGAUCGAGAUCGCGAUCGCGAACGAGACCGAGAACGCGACCGCAGCAUCGCCAGAGCCCAGAGCCGUGACCGCGACCGCGACCGCCGACCGCGACCGGCACCACGCAAGCGCUCCGCUCACCGACCGCGCCAACACCGCUCUGCGCACCAGAAAAAACUCCCACCCCGACGCGGCGUCCACCGCCGCCACUCACACCGCCGCUCCCAUCCGACCCCACCGCACCGCCGCAAGCGCCCGCGAGAGGAGAGCGAGGAGGCGAAGGAGUCAAGAGAAGAGGGAGUGCCACGAGUGCGCGAGGCGAAGGACGACGGGAAACUGUUGGGGAUGGCGGCGGGAGCCACUGAUGUCGAUGCGAAGAGAUGGCAGAUGAUGAAGAUGCUUGGGAUCCCGCUAGGAUUUGAUUCGACGAAGGGGGCCGGCUGCCUGAUGCCUAUACUCCUCCUCCACCCCCCCCGACCCCAACCCACCCGCGCAAGACGCAAGCGCCGGCGAGAGGAGAGCGAGGAGGCGAAGGAGUCCAAGAAGAAGCAGGGAGUGCCCACCGACGGCGCGAAGGCGAAGGACGACGGGGAAACUGUUGGGGAUGGGGCGGAGCCCACUGAUGUCGAUGCGAAUGAGAUGGAGAUGAUGAAGAUGCUUGGGAUCCCGCUAGGGUUUGAUUCGACGAAGGGGAAGCCGGUGCCUGAUGCUAACGUGAGCGGGGUUAGGGUUGUGACCAAGAGGCAGCCGAGGCAGUACAUGAAUCGGAGGGGUGGGUUCAAUCGGCCGUUGCCACCGGAGAGGAAUCGCUAGUCUGUUUGGAUUGCUGAUGAAAUUGAUGAACAGGAGCAUGGAGUUUUAUGGCAUCAUGAGAUUAGCGCUGGAAAUGUGGGAGGCCCUUAGCACGAACGGAUCAUGCUUCUAUUGAUCAUGUAACUGAAUAUGGCUUCUCUUAGAUAUAUAUGCCACUAAAAUGAGACUUGUUUAGAUGUUCUGUUUUACUUUGUGUUUUCCCCUUUCUCUGUUGGCCUUCCAGGUCAAUAGAAAUGCUGCAAAUAUUUUGAGAACUUUCAGUUUGCCAUGCCUUGUAUCUUCAAAUCAUUUGUCUUUAUUUUCCAGAAUGCAAACCCUGUGUGAACCAUCAGGUAAAGAAAUCUCCGAUGUUCAAUUAUCUGAAUUCCAACAGCUUGCAUCAUGUUGGAGUUGACUCAGCCAAAUUUUCUUUCACUUUUGUUAGAAGAUUAACCGGCUUGAAUAAGUUCUUUUACCCCAUCAUAAUGGAAACAUGCUUAAAUAUGAUUUUUUUUUUCAGUU